CGUUUGAUUUGCUGCCUCCCCUGUUGCCUCGUAUACCCUCUCUUCCCGGGUAUGGAUCCCGCGUCGGGGCGGCGCCAUCGACCCGACAGCCCGAAAGCGCUCGUAUAUCUUCGGAACUUUCCGUGACACGGUGGAGCUAACCACUCCGCGCUGGCUUGCCACCGGCCGCCGCCGCCGCCGCUGAACCAAACCAACUGCUCCUCUCGCGAGUUUAAAGCUGCCGCUCGCCACGCCACCUCGCGCGUUCAUGCUCCGCCGCCCCCGGCAAUGGCUGCCGCAGCGGUGACCUCGCCCUCGCCGGAUCCCUUCACGUUUCACUGCCCCGCGGCCCUGGCGGCGGCGGCUGAGGCCGACGGCGACGAGUUCGAGUUCCACGUCGUGCCCGCGGCGGCGGCGGCGCUCUCGGCCGCCGACGAGCUCUUCUCCGGCGGGAAGCUCGUGCCUUUGCACCGGCCCGCGCCCGCGUCUGCCCCGUGCUCCCCUCCGCCGUGCCUGGAGGUCGAGCCCGCGUCCGAGCCGACGUCCCCGCGCGCCCCGCGAUGCGCUGGGCGGCGGUGGCGCGACCUCCUCCACCUCGUGUCCAGCUCCAAGAAGGCGAAGGACGGCACCAAGAGCGCGGAUGGAUGCCUGAAACGCCGGGACACGCAUUUCCGGCCGCUCCUCUCGCGGGACUCCUCGUCGUCCUCGUCGGCCUCUUCGGUCGACUCCGGCAAGCACGCGCGACGCCCGCCGCCGCCGUCGUGUUCCCCGCUGCGGACGCGCUCCGCGCCGGUGGCGAACCUCCUUCACCUCAUGUCCAGGACAAGAUCCGCCGCGGACAAGUUCGGCGCCGCCGCGGACGCGACACCACAUCCCAAGCGGCAGGAGCCGGCGUGCGCGCCGCACCCGCUCCUGACCCGCGCCUCGUCCUCGUCCUCGGCGUCCUCCUCGGACUCCGGCAGGAACCCGCGCGCGUCGGCGCCGUGGCGGCCGCGCGGCCCCUCGCGGCCGUCGGGGCCCGCGGUGGCGGCGGAGAGCCCGCGCGUGAGCGCGUCGGGGCGCGUGGUGUUCCGCGGCCUGGAGCGCUGCUCCAGCACGCCGGCGUCCGCGGGCAUCGGCCCGCGCCGGCCGCGGCCCCGGGGCAUGGAGAGGUCGUACUCGGCCAAUGUGCGCGUGGAUCCGGUGAUCAACGUCUUCGGCUUCGGGCUCCUGUUCAUGCCGUCCUCGCCGGCCAAGGAGAGGAGGUCCGACAAGGAGAAGGAGAAGGACGGCGCCGGCCGCAGGAACCGGCCGGAGAAGCUGGCCAUGGUGCUGAGAGAUCCACACGAUUAGGCAGCGGCCAUGCUGGCAAUAAUGCAUCAGAUUCUUCUUGUCUCGAAUUUUUUGUUGUUUCUCCGUAUUUUUCCUCCUCGCCUACAUAGUCCAACCUUUUCUUUUAGAUUCAGAUGAAAGAAAUCCAGAUAAACUACGGUGAGAUUGAGAUCUCAACUGUAACUCUGAUCCCGAUCGAAGAUCAAUGUUGGUCCAUGUAAAAAAGCAAAUACUGCUACGUCUUACUCCAUGAACAGCACAUUUUUCUGUUCCAAAAC
Messenger RNA from Panicum virgatum (switchgrass), 1568 nucleotides. Its product is annotated as collagen alpha-1(XXVII) chain-like. Lineage: Eukaryota; Viridiplantae; Streptophyta; Magnoliopsida; Poales; Poaceae. The coding region runs from base 268 to 1311 and encodes 347 amino acids. The record is from RefSeq and is a predicted model, not a curated record. The transcript has a single exon.